AUGAACGCCUUCCGUCUCUUUAUCGAGGACGGCCAGUUUCGAGAUCCGCACGGCCGUCAAGUCGUCCUUCGCGGAAUCAAUGUCGCUGGCGACGCCAAGCUGCCCAGCGACCCGGACCAGCCCUCACAGAACCCCGAUGCCUUCUUCGACGGCGACAACGUCAAUUUCCAUGCCCGCCCUUUUACACAGCAAGAUGCGCAUGUCCACUUUGCACGCGUAAAGCGCUAUGGCUUCAAUACGAUCCGUUACGUCUUCACCUGGGAGGCGAUCGAGGCUGCGGGGCCGGGGAAGUACGACGAGGAAUACAUACAGCACACCAUUGAGAUUCUGCGCAUUGCGAAGCGAUAUGGUUUCUUUGUUUUCAUGGACCCGCACCAGGACGUGUGGUCGCGGUUCACGGGAGGAUCAGGCGCGCCCAUGUGGACAGUCUACGCGUGUGGACUGAACCCUCAAAGCUUCGCCGCCACAGAGGCUGCAAUCGUCCAUAACACAUACCCGGACCCGGCAAAAUUUCCCAAGAUGAUCUGGUCUACCAAUUAUUACCGGUUGGCAGCGGCCACGAUAUUUACCUUCUUCUUUGCCGGGCGUGACUUUGCGCCCAAGUGCAUCAUAGACGGUGUCAACAUCCAGGACUACUUGCAGGAUCAUUUCGUCAAGGCAUGCGGACACCUGGCCCAGAGGAUAAACGAGGCUGGUGAUCUAGAGAACGAAGUCGUCAUGGGCUGGGAGAGUAUGAACGAACCCAAUCGUGGGCUGACGGGGUACGUCGACCUGAGCCAGAUCCCAAAAGAGCAGAACCUGAAGAAGGGGACCUGCCCGACCAUCUGGCAGACUAUCUUGAACGGCAGCGGGCGGGCUUGCGAGAUUGACGAGUACGAAAUGGGCGGCCUGGGGCCAUACAAAACCGGGUCGCGACUUGUGGACCCUCAUGGCGAGAUUGCAUGGUUGCCUGUAGAAUACGACGACACAAAGUACGGAUGGAAGCGUGAUCCGGGGUGGAAGUUCGGCGAGUGUAUCUGGGCGCAGCAUGGCGUGUGGGACCCAACCACCGACACCUUGCUGAAGAAGGACUAUUUCAAGAAGAACCCACGCACUGGGAAAGAGAUUGACUAUCCCGAGUUCACCAACACCUAUUUCAUGGACUUUUGGAGAAGGUUCAAGGAUUCGUGCCGGAGUGCGCACAAGGACUGUAUCAUGCUGAUGCAAUACCCAACCCUCGAGAUCCCGCCUAACAUCAAAGGCACUCCUGAUGACGACCCUCGCCUGGUCUUUACACCGCAUUAUUACGAUGGCAUCACACUCAUGACGAAGCAUUGGAAUAGCACCUGGAAUGUCGACGUGGUGGGAGUGUUGCGUGGGAAAUAUUGGCACCCUGCAUUUGCCAUCAAAGUGGGCGAGACAGCAAUCCGGAACUGCUUGAGGGAUCAGCUCAAAUUUUUGAGCGACGAAGGCAAGGAACAGACGGGCAAUCACCCCUGCAUCUUGUCAGAAUUCGGUAUUCCCUAUGACAUGGACGACAAAAAGGCAUAUCAAACCGGCGACUACUCGAGUCAAUCGGCAGCUCUCGAUGCCAACUACUUUGCCGUCGAGGGUGCCAAGCUAGAGGGACACUGUCUGUGGCUGUACACGGUCAACAACGACCACCAGUGGGGCGACCAGUGGAAUGGCGAGGACUUGUCAAUCAACUCUGUCGACGACCGGCUGCCGCCAUCCUCAGCGGUCCCCAGGAACCAGUCGAUCGACGCGUCCAAACCCACGGACAGCGCGAACGACGUGGCCGAAGAUGACAACGUGACGCCGGCGAACCUGCAAAGGACAUUGACAAGUCCGUCUAUCAGCUCAGUGCCCUCCGGCAAGGACCCACAACUGACGAAUGCCCCAGGUCUACGUGCAGCUGAGGCAUUCAUCCGCCCGACGCCCACUUUCGUCGCGGGCACUGCCGUCGAGUAUGGCUUCGACCUCCGCAACUGCACUUUCACCCUGCAGGUGUCAUCGCAAAGCGCAGCCGGCGACGCCAACCCCACAAUCAUCUACCUUCCUGAGUUCCACUUUCCCCGGGACAUUAGCGAUGUCGACGCGUCCGGGGGCAAGUGGGAGAUGAGCUCGGACGAGGAUGAAGGGACGUCGCUGCAGAGGCUCAAGUGGUGGAAUCCGCAAGGAAAGCAUGAGCUCAGAAUCACAGGCCUGGCGAGGAAGCACAAUGUGCCCCCUGGAACGGAGGAGGAGGAGGGAUACCUGGAACAGUGCCGCGAGGGCUACAGCUCGAGUUGCAGCGUCAUGUGA
This is a messenger RNA of Emericellopsis cladophorae, 2283 nucleotides long. Its product is annotated as putative glycosyl hydrolase-like protein. Gene Ontology annotation, molecular function: steryl-beta-glucosidase activity. The transcript has a single exon. The coding region runs from base 1 to 2283 and encodes 760 amino acids. The record is from RefSeq and is a predicted model, not a curated record. Gene Ontology annotation, biological process: ergosteryl 3-beta-D-glucoside catabolic process. NCBI's taxonomy places the organism in Eukaryota, Fungi, Ascomycota, Sordariomycetes, Hypocreales, Bionectriaceae.